Molecule: messenger RNA, 549 nt
Organism: Didymodactylos carnosus
Lineage: Eukaryota; Metazoa; Rotifera; Eurotatoria; Philodinida; Philodinidae
Source: the annotation of a GenBank genome assembly
UCACCACCAUUAACAACAAAAGAUGAACAUAUUCAAUUUAUAUUAAAUUUAAUGAAGAAAUGGACAGAAAAUAGCAAAGAAAAUUUACAUCUUGAUCAAUUAGCAUUAAAACCGGAUGUUGAUUAUACAAUAAGUAUAACUGAUAAUAAUAAUGUUUUUGGGGGUGCCAUGAAAUGCAAAUGUGGUGUUCGUAUAAGAUUAAGAAAAAGAGAUGGUAGAUUUCAAAUUACCAAUUUUUAUAAACAUUUAAGAUCUGCAACAUGUUCCAUGAUGAGAGAGAAAACAAAGCAACAUAAUCAACAAAAACGAUUACCAAAUAAUACCAGUGGUAAUGAUAAUAAUAAUAAUGCUGACGAUAAUCAAUCAACAGCAUCUUCAUCAAUAACAUCACAACAACCACUAACAGAUAUGACAUCAAAUGCACCAACAUCCCAAUCACAACGAACAAAUAUAUUAUCAUUGUCAACGGCAAGCGGUACUAAACGCAAUUCAUCGAGUUUAAAAACAACAAAUUCACAACAGUCAUCAACAAAAAAACAUAAAACAUAA